AAAAAAUCAAACUUUUGCUCGAAUUUAUAAAUAAUGUUUAGUAGAACCGCAAAAUAUUUUUCUUUUAAAAAAUCGAUUAUAAAAUAUAUGGUUACGAAUUCCAUUCUUAAUGUUUCACCUCAAACAUCACCUUUUAUACGUUCUUUUUCAAAAACUAUUCCAUGUUGUCGAAUAAAAAUUCCUAUUACAAAUAUUAAUCCAGAAAUUAAAGUUCCCGAUGAUCCAUACUUAUUAUCUAAACUAAUUAAAAAACUUGGCGAGCAAGAUAAAUUAGAAGAUGCAAUAUCAAUUGCAUUAAAUACUAAAAAGAGUGCUCAAUCAGAAGUAGUUUGGAAUCAUUUAAUUGAUGAAUGUGUUAAAAGAGGAAGAAUUACAUUGGGAAUUCGUUUACUAAAUCAGAUGAAAAAACAUUCAUUUGUUCCAAAUCAACAAACGUAUACAAUUCUAUUAAAUGGAAUCGCAGAAAAUCAAACAUUUGAAGAUAAUAUUACACAAGCAAAACAUUUAUUAGAAGAUUUACAACAAAUAUCAACACGACAUAAUCAGGUUAAGAUCAAUGUAAUCCAUGUUAAUUGUUUCCUUAAAGUUUGUUCUAGGUCAAAUAAUUUUGAAGCUUUAAUAGAAAAUUAUAAUGAAUUAAUUAACAAAGGCGAUUGGAAACCAAAUCAAGAAACUUAUACUAUAAUACUUAAUUCAUGCGCAAGACAUGAUUCUGGAUAUUAUGUUGCAUUGAAAUUAUGGGAUCAAUUGAAUAUCAAUCCUAAAAAUUCUAAAGAUAAACAAAAAGAAAUUGAUCAAGAAUUGGAAUGGGGUUUAGCUAAAAGAUUUGAUAAUAUUAUAAUAGAUGAUAAUCUUGUACGUUCUAUGUUGUUAGUUUGCAAAAAUCAUCAUGAUUAUCAGAAAGGGUUAGAAAUAAUUAAAUAUGUUUAUGGAUUGGAAUCUGAUGUGAAUGUUUCAAAAUCACCAUCAUUUAUUUGCAAUCUAUCACCGCAAACUUUAGAUGUUAUACUUGAUAUUUGUGUUAAAAAACAUUAUGAAAAAGGAAUCAAAUUAUUUGAUGAUGCAUUAAGUCAAUUUCCUGACUUAUCUUUAGAUAUUUAUAUUUUCAACAAAUUAAUAAAUUUGUGCAACAAGGCAGGAGAAUGUGACAAAGCUAUUUCGUUGAAAGAAACAAUUCAGGAAAGAGGUUUACGUCUAAAUAUACAAACUUAUGAUUUAUUGAUUACUUCGUGCAAGAUUAAUGAAGAUUGGACUACGGCUAAAAAUUUAUAUAUAAAAAUGUUACAUAAUAAUACAAAAGUAUUUGAUCCACGUAUUUUAAAUGCGAUGUUUGAAUUAGCUGAAAUUCAAAGGGUUAAGAAUAAUUCAUCGACUGAAGUUAAAUGGUUAUUGAAUUUAUCUCAUGAGAUUACAUUACAAAAUUUUAAUACUCAAAUGGAAAAUGAGAAGAAGAAAAUAUAUCAUUAUAAAAAAUUACUUAAAAAGAUAAAAAAAGCCUAUACAUCACUGUUAAAAAAUAAACGAUCAGGUUUAACCGUUGAAGAAAUUAAACGUUAUACAAAUAACUUAAGGGAAAUUAAAAUUAAAAUAGCUGAAGCAAAAAAAAGAAGUAAAACUUAAUCACUCGUAAUAAUGUGUAAAUUCAAUAUUCCUCUUAUUAAACUCUUUUGGUUGAUCGAUAUUAUUGUAUAUUUACAAUGAGAGUUUUAAUUUAUUUUGACUGCAGUAAUGGAAUUGGACAAAGUCCAAUUGAAAAAAUUUGGACUAUUGGACUUGGACUAAUUGGAUUUGGUCCAAGUCCAAUUUAGUUCUUAUAAUUCAAUACUUAAUUUUCAAUAAUUUUAUUAAUCGUUUCAAGCUUAUUUGUAGUAAUAUAAUUGUAAUUGGAAUUGAUCAUAGUCCAAUAGUCCAAUAAAAUUUGAAUUUGGACUGAACAAUACCAAUAGUCCAAUUGUU
This is a messenger RNA of Rhizophagus irregularis DAOM 181602=DAOM 197198, 1956 nucleotides long. RefSeq lists its product as uncharacterized. Gene Ontology annotation, biological process: Group I intron splicing. Lineage: Eukaryota; Fungi; Glomeromycota; Glomeromycetes; Glomerales; Glomeraceae. Gene Ontology annotation, cellular component: ribonucleoprotein complex. Gene Ontology annotation, molecular function: mRNA binding; protein binding. The record is from RefSeq and is a predicted model, not a curated record.